This is a messenger RNA of Xenia sp. Carnegie-2017, 1228 nucleotides long. RefSeq lists its product as uncharacterized. The coding region runs from base 245 to 742 and encodes 165 amino acids. The record is from RefSeq and is a predicted model, not a curated record. NCBI's taxonomy places the organism in Eukaryota, Metazoa, Cnidaria, Anthozoa, Malacalcyonacea, Xeniidae. The transcript is spliced from 2 exons.
AUCGCAUGGAAGGUAUUUAACCCACGUACGAACACGUUGUUCGCAUUUCAACAUUGACACGGUCUAGUGAAGGUCAAGGAAAGCUAGUUGGUAGCACAAAAACACAAGAAGGAAAUAUUGUACAUUAGUACAAAACCUGUUCAUCUCGUUGCCGAAAGAAAUUCUUUUUGGAUCAGUUGAAAAGUUUCAUUUGCGAAACGGUGCGGGAACAGAACAAAUAAAAAUUAGUAUAAUUCAGUGAAAAAUGAAAGCAAUAUUCUUCGUCCUCUUAAUUGUUGCCUCGUGCUUCGUGGUCCACAGUCAACACUGUCCCGACAUCACAUGGGCUUGCCCAAGACGUCGCGAAAAACACACCCAAAUUGUUGCAAAAGAACGAGUAAAACGUGACAGUGCGCCUCCUCAGCAAAAAUUAAGCGAUUAUUUGGAAGAAUUAUUUGACGAAAGUGUUUUGUGCUUAUUGGACGAGUCCGAAUGCGAUCGCAGACGAAUUUUACGACGAUGGGAACGCACUCGCACAAAAGUAAUGAUGGAGAAAAAAGCAAGAAAAGAAGCGAAUGGUGCUGCUAAAAAACGGCAACUUGAUUGCCCGUUUGGGGUUUGGAAUUGUAAAAAAAAUGAGAUCACACAAGUGAAAAAUAUCCAGUCACGACAGCCAUGCGACGCCGGCAACGCCAAAUGCUUGCAGAAAAAAGACGAUCAAUCCGUGGAUGAUCUAAUUGACGAAAUAUUCGCGACAUCGUGAGCAUAUGUGAACAAGCUGAAACGAAUCUACCUGGUUGCAAUCUAAAGCAACAAGCUACAUAAACGUCGUCCCGUGAAAUUCUAUUGAUAUAAUUUAUCAGCAAAGAUCACACAAGUGCGAAUUCGUGCCAAGCACCACAGACAUAUUGGUUGUAUUAUAGCUACGUUUCAAAAGCUGUGUUCUGAAUUGCGAAUUAUUUAAGAACAAACAACAAAUAUCUAUUUAUUUAAGUAAGAAGCUUUUACACGAUUCCAAACGUAAAAGAGGACACUGAGUUUGAGUAAUUCAUAUCAAUUUAUUAGCAUGACGCUGAUCGAAUCUCUUUAACUAAGUCGUGAUAGAAGAGUUUCAAACUUUUGUUUUGGUAUCGCCUGACAGUAAGUUUAACGUCUGUAUGUAAGGACAUAUAUAUAUGAAUACGGCAGAGUAGCAUAUUUAUAGAGAUUUAUCAUUGAUAAAGUAUAAUUAAAUUAUUUAAAGCAUUUA